AUGACCUCAUUUCUACCAGUCAACAGGACACCCACGCCAAACAAUAUGAAGAUGGAGGAUGUGACAUCAACAACGCCUCGACCGGACUCGUCAGAUUCUCGACUCUCGCCAUCAAAGACGGACUCUUCUCAAACUCAUUCAUUAUCUUCACAUCGUCGAGCGCCAUCCACAGCUUCGACCGGCGACGAGACCACGGUGGCAGACGACGAACCCGACCGCGACCAGUCUGACAACGAACAUGACAACGAAGAAAAUGCACCGCCAUCGAAGAAGAAGAAGGGGCAACGAUUCUUUUGUACCGAUUUCCCGCCCUGUACGUUGAGUUUCACUCGAAGCGAGCAUCUUGCUCGCCAUAUCCGCAAACAUACCGGUGAACGGCCAUUUCAGUGUCAUUGUUCGAGACGUUUCUCGCGAUUGGAUAACCUGCGCCAACAUGCUCAAACCGUUCAUGUGAAUGAAGAUAUUCCUGGAGACUCGCUUGCGGCGACAGGCACUCGGUUUCAGCGUCAGAUUCGUACCGAUCGCGUGCGCCCUCCACAAGGCCGCGCACGAGCUGGCACGACAGGAAGCCAGAGCGGUCACUCUAGAGGGCAUAGCCGGAAUCUUUCUACCUCAAGCAUCGCUUCUACGGCUUCCAGCUUGAGCCAGGCUCCGGACCUGCGACGACGACCACCUCCUUUGAUUAUGGCCAAUGACGGCAGUGCUCGAGCACAACUUUCUCUAGGCGCCAUGGCUGAACCUACAACCCCCCCGAGUCAAAUUGCUCGGUCAAUUCCCGGUCCAUCACCCGGUCAUGGUUAUCCCGCAUUUUCUGCUGGCGGUGGUUUGAGUUCUCACUACGCUUCUCCCAUGGCUGCUACUUCACACCAACCGGGAUAUUGGGAUGCUCGGGGACAUGCCCGUCGCCUAUCUGUUCCAUCCGGCCCGAACCCCUUUACCAAUCAUGAGACCUAUCCUCCAUCAUACGUCACUUCCGUGCCCCCUUCUCACGCUCCAUACACACCCGGCUCAUCUGUAUAUGCCAGUCCUACUAGUUCGAGUUUUGGGCCUUCUCGUGAUGAAGGAUUGAGCCCGUCUGAAGCAGAGCUUCGUCGGCGAACAUGGCAUCCUUCGACUUAUCCUCGCCCAGCCACUAGUGGCUUGACUAAAUAUGAAGAAUCUGCAAAUACACUUCGUCCUGCUUUUGGUGCUGGAAACACCGCUGGUCAGACCACUCGAUUGCCUGGUAUUGAGAGUUUCGACAAGGUCGUUCAAGGCCGUCCACUCACUCCUCCUUUACGAAAGCCUAGUCCCAUGCAGAUUGACACACCCAGCCGUGGUCCACCGUAUACUCCUGGAUUCGCGGGACAAGUGCCGUCCAGUCGGCCUCCGCCUGCAAUGUCGGGACUAGGUCACCGCCGUGCUCAGCCAUCCUGGGAUCUGCAUUACAAUCUUACUGGACUUAAUCUCGGAUCUUCCAAUCCGUCUUACAAAGAAGCCAGCACUCCAUGGGGCCAACAGGUGUUGGGAGAAAUCCAUAGUGUUGGGUCACGACCGAUGAGCAGUGGCCAGCCAUUCACUUCUACUCCUCGUCAGGAACCAGCUACCCCGCAGAAUACCCAGCGAUACAGUAUUCAAGCCGCAACUGCCACGCCGGGGUCGCAUGUUACUCGUACUUCCCCGGAGGAUUCUAGUAGUAGUGAGGGCGUCGCGACUCCGUCGACUGUUUCUAUGGAGUACCACCCGGCUAUUGUACAUAGCAAUGGUCAUGUGGAGCCCGCCGUGGCCCAUGAAGCUCCUAACUGUGCUCCUGCUCAACAAAACGGAUACACACCUACGAACCGACCAGGAAUUUUUGAGAAUCCACCUGCUGGAGCGAGCGGCAUGGGUCGACUCGAAGCACUGGUAGCAGUUGCAACUAGCGAAGGCAAGUCUGCCGCUCGGUUGUUCUAG
This is a messenger RNA of Talaromyces amestolkiae, 1932 nucleotides long. RefSeq lists its product as uncharacterized. Lineage: Eukaryota; Fungi; Ascomycota; Eurotiomycetes; Eurotiales; Trichocomaceae. The transcript has 2 exons. Gene Ontology annotation, biological process: regulation of transcription by RNA polymerase II. The record is from RefSeq and is a predicted model, not a curated record. Gene Ontology annotation, molecular function: DNA-binding transcription factor activity, RNA polymerase II-specific; RNA polymerase II cis-regulatory region sequence-specific DNA binding. Bases 1 to 1932 code for a protein of 643 amino acids.